Silurus meridionalis is the source of this 5370-nucleotide messenger RNA. RefSeq names its product angiotensin II receptor, type 1b (gene agtr1b). The record is from RefSeq and is a predicted model, not a curated record. The transcript is spliced from 2 exons. The coding region runs from base 367 to 1515 and encodes 382 amino acids. NCBI's taxonomy places the organism in Eukaryota, Metazoa, Chordata, Actinopteri, Siluriformes, Siluridae. Gene Ontology annotation, molecular function: angiotensin type II receptor activity. Gene Ontology annotation, cellular component: membrane. Gene Ontology annotation, biological process: immune response; G protein-coupled receptor signaling pathway; regulation of vasoconstriction.
GAGAGAGACAGAACAUUGUGUGUGUGUGAGUGGUGGACGUGUGCUUUAGAUUCUGAUGCCUCAAGGGAACAGAUUGGAGCAUGUGCACUGGGGGGGAUUUAGGGGCAGUAAAUUAAGUUCAUGUUUGCAUGGGUCUGUGUGUGUGUGUAUAAGUUAAAGACGCCAGUGUGUGUGCGUGUGUGUGUGUGCCUGACAGGUGUUUUGUUUUUUGCUCAUCUGGACUUUGUGUUCCAAUUUAGGGUAAGAAGUCUUAUUUAUCUGAAGCCCCUUCACGUGGACGUUUUGGUCCUCCAGCUCCUCGUGACAUCAGGAGACGAGGAGGCCUGGGAACUGUGGUGAAAAAAAGGGAAUAGCAAGACACAACCCAUGGACCCCAUGGUUUCAAACAUAUGCUCUUAUAACCUUCAAAUCCAUAAAACAGAAAUGGAGAACCAAACAACAGAAUCUAGCGAGGCUUUGCCACUAAAGUGCAACAUGACCGGGAGCCAUAGUUUCAUAUUCACCUUUGUACCAGUCGUGUAUGCUAGCAACUUCGUAAUUGGGAUGGUGGGUAACAGCCUGGUGGUGGCUGUGAUCUACCGCUACAUGAAGCUAAAGACUGUGGCUAAUGUUUUUGUGCUCAAUUUGGCCAUAUCGGAUCUCACCUUCCUCGUUACCCUGCCUAUGUGGGCUACGUUUACUGCCUUGGGCUACCACUGGCCGUUCGGAAGUUUCCUGUGUAAGGCCAGUGCAGGGUUGGCUAUCUUCAACCUCUACACCAGUAUAUUCUUUCUUACAGCGCUCAGUGUAGAUCGAUACAUAGCCAUCGUUCACCCUAUGGGUUCACGCCGGCGGCGUACGCUGCUCUACGCCCGAAUUACCUGUGUACUAGUGUGGGUCUUCGCCUUUGUUCUGAGCAUGCCUACUGCUCUCAGCAGGGACAUCUACAGGGUCACUGAUCAUCCCUCGACACUCUGUGGAAUCUUGCAGAGCAACAAGCAAAUGAAUCUUUUGGUGUCCCUUAGCGUCCUUAAGAGCGUAUUAGGCUUCUUUGUGCCCUUUCUGAUCAUCAUCACUUGUGACUGCCUGAUUGGUUGCGCCCUUAUGAAAGCAAAAGGACUGCUGAGAAAGAGUGCACGUUCCCAGGAAGACGAGGUUCUGCGCAUGCUCGUUGCUGCCGUCCUGGCCUUCUUCUUAUGCUGGGCUCCUCAUCAACUCUUUCACUUCAUGGAGCUGCUGGCAAUGCUCGGAGUGGUGAAGGACUGCCAUGUUCUGGAUGUCAUUGACACAGCCAUGCCCUUUAGCAUAUGCCUGGCGUACUUUAACAGUUGUGUCAACCCCAUUCUGUACAGCUUUGUGGGCCACAACUUUCGCAAGAACCUACUGAGGCUGCUACACUGUGAGUCAAGACGUGUUGUGAGAAACUCCAGUAUCAGCACCAAGAUGACUGCUCUGUCCACCAGAGCUUCUCAAGUGCUACGCCUGUCUAACAAGAAAGACUCAGAGUAUAACGCUAACAAAGUGGAAGAGCCAUAGAACAAGACAUAAAACAAUCAGACCACUGAGAAGGUCAUCUUUCUUGUUUCAUCUCACUUGCAUUUGAAGGACUGCUGAGUUCCAAAGACCAUCAAACUGCAGAAUUAAGGCAAAUUUAAUCAUAGAAGCUAAAAAUAGUGUUACUGAUCCAUUUCAGUGUAAGUGUAGGUUGUUCCCAUAUUGCUUCAAUGACACUUAAUCAGACACACGCUUUGGGGAAUGAAUGAAAGUCUUUAUUGAACGUUAAUAGUUUUACACUGAGGGCCAGAUGUACUGCGUUGUUGGUGCUUGAUUUCAUGUGUUUAUGUUUUGCAACAAAACUUUGCUACUUAUAAAUAAAACUAAACUAUCCGUCUAAACACACUAUGAAAGACCAGGCACACAAGCAUCUAUACAGUCCUUUCCCACAUAUGCAUUCAUGCAAAAAGAUCACGAGAAAUGGGAGAGAGUCCAAUGUAGGCCAGUUUUGUGUUUGAUUUUUCUCCUCUAAAUCCAGGACAAUACAUGUUGCUCUAAACUUUGUACCCAGGGUUGCCAGCUGUAUGAUUUCAAAGCAAAUCUCAAUCGGUAUAAAUUAAUAGGACAUUUAGGAAUAUAUAGGACCUUGGUGGAGAAAAUGUAAUAUUGAUUGUCUAUUAGGAUCCAUCUGGCAAUCUUGGUCAUUACACCUAAGUAAUACAGAUCAGUUCAAGAAAACUCCAAAACAUUAUUUAGAGCUAUUGUGAGAUCUUUCUGAAUGUCAUGCACACUGUAGGAAGAAAUAAGGAGUGCAGUAUAACUGCAUACUUAUUCAUUCAUUUAAAUGACUUAAUUUUUUAUUUCCAAUAUGAUGAGAAUUAAUUUUAAGUGUCGCUUUUGCAGAUUUGAGCUCCUGACCAACCCCAAUCCAGUUACAGUCAGUUUAACUCGAUGUCAGCUCAAGGAACAGAUAACAGUGAUAUUGUUAAAAUUGGUCAAAUAUAAAAGCUAAAUUAUCCUCUAAAACAAAAACUGUCCUGCAUUUCAGUUGAUCAUUUUCUAUUUUUAAUGCAAGGUCAUGCACACACACUGCCAGUCUAUCAGUGUUGCCACUAAUCAGCAUUGGCUAACCUGUUGGAAGAAUCAAUGUUUGCAACAUCCAAAGAUUAUUUCACUUUCUAGCUAUUGAACUAAGGAUUCAUCUAAUGCAAAGGUUUACAGCUCACAGGCUUAAAAUGUAAGGACCUCUGUUGAAAAUUAAUUAGGCAUCAUUUUUUAAAAACAAUGAAUCUGAUGAAUUUCCUAGAGUUCCACAAUUUCUUUUAGAUUCUAUGGAGACUUACUCAAACCUAUUUAAAAAUCUAUUUUAGGAUUUUUAAAUAUCACAUAUGUAGCCUAUUUAUAGUCAGUUUGUACUAAAGGAUGUGUUCUUAAAGGUUGUUUAAGCUCUAUGCUCUUUGGAGUCAUUUAUUAACUUGUUGACUCCAGCCAACAGAGUUCAUACAUCCUAUUUUGCUAGCUAGCUAAUUCUCCCUUAUCUCAUUUCCCAUGUUCAUGUAUAAUAAAUUACGCUAUAAUCACAACCUAUUAUAGAGACCUGUGCAUAAUUUUACUGAACAUUUUACAAUGAGUCCGUUUCUCCAUAAUGGCAAAUUAGCAAGUAAAGAAAUUCAAAUAUAUCAAGUAUUUCCUAAUUUUAUCAAAUUUUAUUUGAUUCAUAAUCUCAUACUAAGAAAUCAAUAUUCAGAAGAUUUUACUUAUCUAGAUAUGUACAUCUUGGAAUGGCAGCUCGGUUGUCCUCUUGUCCAUCAAAGUAAUAUCAUGUGGUGAUGCUGCAUGUUAUGUUUUAGUUUUUACGCAGUGAAGAUAAUGACAUCUAUACCUUAUCACUAGGAUGUUAAAACAACCAAAGCGUCUGGCAGUAGUGUUUUUCAUCCCUUAAGUUUAUAACUCACACAGUUUAAUCACUUUUUGAUGCAAAGUGCUAGCUUCAUGGCUAAGACUUCAGACUUCUUUUUAAAAGGGUUUUAAGAGAUCUUGUUGUUCCUUGAGAAAAGCUGUUCAGUUGUAAAAAUUAGAUCAUUAUAUGUCACUCUGUAUAAGGAUGUCAGCCAAAUGCUGCAAAUGUAAUGAAUAUACCUUCCAGCAUAAUGUCAAACUUUUCUCACUUUUAUGUGUGAGAUUCAUUCAGCCACAAGAGUAUUAGUACAGUUAGAAACUAAUGUAGUGUGAGGUCAGAGGCCUGGGGUGCAGUCAGUGUUCCAAUUAAUUCCAAAGAUGUUCAAUAUGGUUGAGGUCUAUAACUGGAAUCUUCCACUACAUCCCAUGUAAAUUUCAUGGAGCUGGUCUUGUGCACAGGGGCAUUGUCAUGCUGGUAAAGGGUGAUGGUCUCCUAGUUCAAUCCUAUAGAGUUAUGGUCCUAUGGUCAAGUGUCUACAAACCUUUUCUAGAUGUACUGCAGUACAAUGUUUUACACAAUUUUAAUAGACAUUAUAACACACUGUAAGCUUUCCAACAGAGGUCGAGGUAGUUCACUAGCUUGCAUGAAUACCUGUGUUAAAGAUGUGACGUUUGAUUUUAACAGCUUUUACUCCACUUAAUUUAGCAAACAUAAAAGAUUAAUUAAUACCUAAUUGAAAAUUAAUCAAACAGAAUUGUACAGUUAUUAUUAUAUAUGUACAGUAUAUAAUCAAUCAAUUAAGGAUUGUGCAACAAUUUUUUAUUUUUCUUACACCAACGAUUUAAAAUACUCCAUCAUUUAUGGUUGUAAAGUAAAAAAAACAUUUAAAACUGUAAACUUCUCUUUGUGCCCCUUCACCCUCCCCCCCCUUUAAAAAGAAAAAGAAAAAAUGCGUUUUUGACAAAUUAUUAAGCAAACGAUAUGCACUGUCCACAAAGUAGAAAAUGAAAUGAAAAAUUAAAAAGAAUUGAUAAUGACAAAAAUAGAAGCCCACUGAAAUGUGUAUAUACAUAUAAAAUAUAUAAUAAUAAAAUUCUAAAAAUAAUAAAAAAUAUUAAUGUACACAGGUCACACAAAAAUAAGAAAUAUAUCUAUAGAGCUCUUAAAAGAGCUCACAAUAAAUAGAUAAAUAAAUAAAUAAAUAAAUAACUUUUCUCUUAUCAUUUAAUGUGCAUGAAACUGUACAGUUCUUCUGUCUCUAAAUGAAAUAUUUUCCAAUCUGAAUUAUUAGCUGCUAAUAAUCAUGGUGUUUGACUUUCAAGACUACACACAUGCACAUACACCUGCACACACACACACACACACACACACACACACACACACACACACACACACACAUACAAAAUCUAAUUUGUAAAAUAUAUCAUAUUACAAAUUCAGAAGGUCAUAUCAGAUUCUGAGAUUUUGACCGAACUUCAAAAUAAACUCAACCUACAUAAAAAACAGAAAAUAUUUAGAAAAAAAAAUGAACAGUUAAUAUAUUCACCUAGACAUUCUCUUUACAACUUCUCGUUGCUCUUUUAUCUUUCUAAUGCUAGUUAAAUUGUGAUGUGGUAUAGAGAUUGUAAAUAAAGUUCUGUGGUACAACUGAUUGUUGAAUUAGAUGUUAAAUAUUUAUCUUACAUGUAAAUAGUCUGAUAUUUCUAUUUGUACUUGUAUCUGAAGUAUGCUGUAUUAGAAAUGUGUAUUUUUUUAUAUCUCUGUUUCAGACAUUUAACUAAUUAAAUUGAUGAUGAAUGUGCUUGAUGUCAUUGGUGACUUUUUGUAAAUAAUAUAUUUGUCACAACCUGGGAAACUAUGUUGAAUAUUCACAUGCUGAAUAUUCUUUUAUUUUUCACAACCAUACACAGUACCAUGUACAGCGAGAUUCUGAGAAUUUGUGACAUUAAAAUGGUGUGAAAAUUCAAUUUACAGAAUAAAAAUGUACAUAAAACGGA